This is a messenger RNA of Sparassis crispa, 2070 nucleotides long. RefSeq lists its product as hypothetical. The record is from RefSeq and is a predicted model, not a curated record. NCBI's taxonomy places the organism in Eukaryota, Fungi, Basidiomycota, Agaricomycetes, Polyporales, Sparassidaceae. The transcript has 2 exons. The coding region runs from base 1 to 2070 and encodes 689 amino acids.
AUGGCCCUGGUAACCACGUCGUCUGUCGCAGCUCCAGCAGACGACAUACCAAGACCGCCUCGCCCUCGCAGCAUGGUUAUGUUCGACGCUGCUUCUCCAGACGCUCCUUCUCCCGCAUCCUCCUCGUCUUUCCUGGACCUGUCUCCUCAGACCGCUCGCCUAGAAUUUUCACGGCGACAUACCACGUACCUCAGCGCGCCCUCCCGUGCGCGGCCGCGGCGCUCCUCCCCGCUGGCAGGCCCGUCCCUCGCGUUAUCGCACGACGGCACACUCACCGGCAGCGACGAAUCAGGCUCGCUGCUGUCAUACAGUGCAUCCGUGUCCGCGAGCGCUGCUUCGACCUGGAGCGCGAGCAGCUGCGAGCACGGCACGCGCUUUCGAGCGGCCCCAAAUGUACUGUUCACGCUGCCGAGUUCGAAGCCAGCAUAUCCCGCGUCCUCGUCCUCGGAGCAUAGCGCGGACGUGACCCCGAGCACGGAACCGAGCGAACAGCCACCCAAGCCCAGGAAGUCGACAUCAAUAAAGCGACGGCUCUCAGUCGGCUUCACGAAACUUCGGUCCACGCCCAUCCUCGGACACGCCACCGCACCCCCACCCGUCCCGCCUGUACCGCCGAGUGCCACUGCAGUGCACCGCAACCCGACGGUGAAGAACCCGCCGACGUCCACCAGGCCCCGGUCGAUCCUCCUUCCCCCAGCGCACUCGAUGGCCGACGCGAUACCGCCCGAGCCGUCGCCCCCCGCUCGCUUGCGUGCAGCCUCGCCGAGGCAUCCGCGCCCGACAUCCAUGUAUGGCCAGCCAGGGUCCACAUCCGCGCCCACCAUGCCCACAAGCUCUGCACAUCCGCACCGACGCUCGUACCUCAGCCCGUCGGCGCACUCCAACUCGGCGACCGACCCCGAGCACAACUGGCUCACCAUGUCCGCGGCCCCGCGCUUCUCGCGUGCGGGCCUCAAGGCCGAGGGCGUCAUUCUGCCCGUCGCCGCGAACUCGGAGGAGGGCAUGCGCGCACGCCAGCGUGCGCUGUCGAGCGCUAGCACUACGCGCCCCGGGGCGCGUCCUGUGUCUGUGAUUAUGGAAGACCGCAAGGGCAAGGGCGUACCGGGCAGGCCUGCAUCCAUGAUUGUCAGCGCGGGCGUGCCGAUUCCAACGCAGGCCUUGCACACGACGAACCGCAGCCGCAGUAUGAACCAGCUCCUCGCGCAGUAUCAGAACGGCGAGGUCGGGAGCUCAAACGCGAAGACGAAGGAGCAGGGAGGAGUGAAGAAGGAAGAGACCGCCCGCGAGCGGCCAGCAACCGCCCCAGCGCGCGCCCCCAUACGCACCCCGUCGCGCACCAGCCUCAACUCACUCGGCUCGCUUCCCUGCCCCACGCCUUCCCAACCGGAUCCGGUGUCCUCGCGUUCCCCAAGCCUGCGCUCCGCGCACCCGCGCCCACUGCACGCGCGGACGCACUCCGCGGCGUCCACCCUCUCCCCGGCGUCCUCCACUGAGUCCCUGCACAUGGCACUCGACAGUGCAGACCUGGGCACUCUCCGCCCGCCCCUGGCGCCAUUCGUGCAGGACGACACCGGCUCGCUGUGCUCUCUCGCGUCUGCCGACACGCCCAGUCUCGCGUUCACGUCGGGCGGGAGCAGGACUGGAAGCGAGGCGAGCCUCUCGCUGGGCGUCGUGGCCGAGGAGGGCGCGGAGGUGCGUGUAGUGGACGAAGCGGAAGGUGAGAGGGGAGAUAUAGGGCUGCAACGCCUGGACAUCGGAGUGCGUAUAGGGGAGCACGGAGAAAAAGUCCGGCCCGCGGUGAUUCGCCCUCCUGUGUAUGUGGGGGAUGAGACCAAGAUGAAGGACGCCGAUACGAAGUCGACGCAUAGCAGGCGCUCGCGGAAGACCCUGCUCGUACGGGUGCGCGUGCAUUCUGGGAAGGAGGCGAAAGGGGGCGACGAGACGACGGCGCUGGCGCCGCAACGGAAGCUGGUGAAGGGAGUCGCGAGCAGCGGGAAGCAGCAGCAGCAGCAGCACGACGGGGGCAUCAGGAGGAUGUGGAGGCGGGUCGUGCAGAGCGUACGCAGCUGA